CGGGGCGGGGCUGCGCAGCACAGCGGCCCCGAGCCUACUCCAGGGCCGCUCUGGACACGCUACAGCCAGCCCGGUCCGCUCCCCCGGCCGCUACACGGAGGGGUGCAGAGCUGCAGGCCGCAGAUCUGCCCAGCCCCCCAGCCAGCUCCGGGACAACUGCAGGGCCCCAAUCCCAAUACUGGAUGGAGCGAGGGGAAGAGCUGCAAGUCCCAGAUCUCAGCAAAGGUGAGAGGCUGGCGAGCAUGGCUGGAGCAGAGGAUGCUGCAUCGGGAAGAGGCGGCACCAGCACUGAUGUGGAGCUGGUGGGAGUGUGGCACAAAGACCCUGCUGCGGGGGCAGAAGAAGCUGUGCGAGGAGGCAGUGCCAGGGUGGAGGAGGCUGUGCCAGGAGGUAGCGCUGAUGCAGAGCCGGCGCGGCACAGAGGCGCCACCGUCAGGUGGCCCUUUAAAUGCAGUGAGUGUGGGAAGAGCUUCCGGCAGAGUGCCACACUGACAAGGCACCAGCUCCUCCAUGCGAGCGAGAGGCCUUACAUCUGCACCACCUGCAGCAAAGGCUUUUGUGACCACGCAGCGCUGGCCACGCACCAGCGGGCGCACACAGGUGAGCGCCCCUUCCCCUGCCUGGCGUGCGGCAAGGCCUUUACUGGCAGUUCGGCGCUGCUGGUGCAUCAGCGAGUGCACACCGGUGAGCGUCCCUACCGCUGUGGGAAGUGCGGGCAGAGCUUCCGGCAGAGUGCCCACCUGGCACAGCACCAGCAGGGCGCCCACGCCAGCCAGCGCCCCCACGCUUGCGCUCACUGCGGCAAGAGCUUUGGGCUGCGCUCCACGCUGGCACGGCACUUGCAGACACACAGUGUUGAACGCCCCCACGCCUGCCCUGACUGCCCCCGCCGCUUCCGCCAGCGAGCCCACCUGCUCCGGCACCGGCUAGCGCACACAGGUGAACGUCCCUUCCCCUGCCCGAUCUGCGGCAAAGCCUUUGCCCUGAGUGCCACGUUGCUGCGGCACCAGCUGGUGCACACGGGUGAGCGCCCCUACCGCUGUGGGGAGUGCGGGCGCAGCUAUACACAGAGCUCCUACCUGCGCCAGCACCAGCGCAGUGCCCACGCUGGCCAGCGCCCCCAUACCUGCCCUGACUGCGGCCGUGCCUUUGCUGACCGUGCCAACCUCCUGCGGCACCAGCGGGGCCACACAGGCGCCCGACCCCACACCUGUGCUGAGUGUGGGCGGAGCUUUGCCCAGCUGGCACACCUACGGGAGCACGGGCGCACACACAGCGGGGAGCAGCCAUUCUGCUGCAGCCGGUGUGGCCAAGCCUUUGGGCACCGCUCAGCCCUGGCUGCGCACCAGCGUGCACACAGUGGAGAGCGCCCCUACCCCUGUACCCAAUGUGGGUGCCACUUUGCCCAGCUUGCCAGCCUGGUGGAGCACCGCCGGCGGCACACGGGUGAGAAACCUCACGAGUGCUCCCACUGUGGGCGCCGCUUCCGCCACCGCUCAGCCCUGCUUCGCCACCAGCGCUCCCAUGCCGGGGAGCGCCCCUUCCGCUGCGGGCAGUGCGGUCGCGGCUACACCCGCAGCUCCAACCUCCUGCUGCACCAGCGGGUGCAUGCUGCUGAGUGACAUCCCAGCCUCCAGGACAUCACCGGCAUCCGCUGACUCCCACACCCCUCAUGCUGGGAUGGUCCUGGCCUGGCCCUGACCAGACUCCACACUGUUGCAUGGCCACUCCCCUGCCCACUGCCCAGGAAUGGGGGUGGCUGGGCCAGGCCUGCGUUGCCUGGCCAGGUACUGAGUGUGAGUGAAGCUGCUGCCACCAAUCAUGGUUUCUCCAGCCCCAGGGUGGAGAGUGCGGCCUCCUGCUCAGGGGUGGGGCUCAGGGAAUGGGGACUGUGCCCAGGCAGUGCCAGACCCUGUUUUUCUCCCCUUUUGCUGGCUGGUGCUGCCUGGGCUGCUGCUCCAACACCCUGGGCCCUGCCGUGUGGCCCAGCCAAGCCAAAACCCGUCCUGCAGCUGCCCAGAUGUGUGCAGGGCGGGGGAACAGAAGCAGGGGGAUGCCAGUACUCAAUGCAGGCUUGUGGGAAACAGGAGGGGCUGGGUGGAGGGAUGGGGGCCUGGGCUGCGGGAGCAGCUUCUAAUGAAUUUUCUAAAAUGUUUUGUUACAAAGUGAAAAUAAACCUGUGAAAUUCCCAGGGGCGCUGUCGUGUCUGCAGUGGGCAGGCACUGGGCCCCACGGCCUGACUGCACCAAGCUCCCCGGAGGGGAAUGCCAGCUGGGCACAG
This is a messenger RNA of Malaclemys terrapin pileata, 2281 nucleotides long. RefSeq names its product zinc finger protein 501-like. The transcript is spliced from 3 exons. Gene Ontology annotation, molecular function: DNA-binding transcription factor activity, RNA polymerase II-specific; RNA polymerase II cis-regulatory region sequence-specific DNA binding. Bases 183 to 1622 code for a protein of 479 amino acids. Gene Ontology annotation, biological process: regulation of DNA-templated transcription. The record is from RefSeq and is a predicted model, not a curated record. Lineage: Eukaryota; Metazoa; Chordata; Testudines; Emydidae.